AAAACAAAGUUUCCUAUUUAAUAUUAUUACAUUCGUUUAACAUUACAUUAGAGUACAACUAUGUAAAUUGGAAGGGUGCAGUAGUAAACAAUGCAAGUAAACAAUAUCAAAUUCAUUUUGGGUGCUUGUGACGCCCCUAGAAAGUGCUGCCCUGGGUGUGUGCCAGAACCGCCCUCCCUUCCCUUCCUUGCCAAAAACAACAACAGCUAACAUCUUCACCUUCACGUUACAAUGUUACUGAUUCCUCUUCAUCCACUCAGUAUUUCUCUCUAUAGGGUUCCGCUGCUCGCUGUAACAUUUUGCAGGACAGUUCAGGCUCCUCCCCAGCAAAAACGUCACCCGAUCCCUAACAAAGCGUCAGCGAUAGUCGGCAACACAUUGUGGUGGCAGAUCUGCGGGGCGCUGCGCAAAGCGGGACCAGCAACGCUGCAUCUCACGUCCCCAAAAUAUCCCGAGAUAAGUGCGGAAGAGCGUGCAUAGAGCUCUCUAGAGUCACUGCAACUUCAUCGGCCGGGUGGCCGUGCUCCUCUCUCUCCCCCCCAGUCUGCUGAAGCUGCUGCAGACCGGAGGAAUUUAUAACUUGCGGAACUGAAACUGGAAAGCGUGAUCCGUUAGGUGCGCUGUCAGUUUUCUGGAGGAAGUUGUGAUUGUUUUUUUGUAAGCAACGGCCACAUACUUGGAGUUACCUUCCCAGUGUUGGAAACUUCCCAACGCAGCAUCGAUCGAGGUCCUCCCGCCCACUUUACCUCUGAUCCACAAUACAGGAAGGCGGAGAGAGAGAGAAACAGAGAGAGAGACAGAGAGAGAAAGAGAGAGAGAGUUGAGCAGCCGCAGCGGUGGAUGGAGCAACAAAGGCUGGAUGGUUAAACUACAAGAGUCCCUCUGAGGAAAACUCAACAGCGCUUUUUGUCGUCGCCUGAUAUUUUCUUAACUGGAACUCUGUAUCAGCUUGGAUCUCAUUCCGGGGACCCCAUCCAGAGCAAACUCCCCAGUGCCAACCCAGCGGGGGGGAAUUCGUCGCAGACGUGAAAUUGAUGCUUUGGCACGGAGAGUCGCGCCGCCGAAAACGUAGUUUUGCGAAAGUCUCCUGCAGCCCAGCGAGGGAGAGGUAGACCAGUCUGCGGCCGAAGUGGGAUUUGCAGAAGUUGCAUGCGUGUUCUUUGUCGCCUCGAGUGAGUCCCGUCCAUCCGCGCUCAGGUUAUCAGAAGAGACCCGCCGGGAUAGUUGAGGAGCCAUGGAGCUGUUCGCGGGGAUGUUGGCUUUCCUGUUGUGGCUGCAGGUUCAAGCUGUAUAUGGACAGAGUGUACAGAUGGACUCCAGUAAGUCUGGCUUUGUGGGCACACAAGUGGAACUGCGCUGCAUCUUCGUCAAUAGCAACCCGCCGGUGAAGAUCUCCCAGGUCACCUGGCAGAAGCUGUCCAACGGCACCAAGCAGAACGUCGCCACCGCCAACCCGACCUUGGGCGUGUCCAUCCUGCCGCCCUUCAAGGAGCGGGUGGGCUUCAAGCAGGCGUCCGCUCUCCAGCGCCACCAGAUGGAGGACACCACCAUCGUGUUCUCCAACCUGCAGCUGUCCGACGAGGCGGCCUACAUCUGCGAGUACACCACGUUUCCGGCGGGCAACAGGGAGAACAUGGUCAACCUCACCGUGUUUGCCCGACCAAUGACUCGGAUGACCUUGACGAGCCCGACGAUCGUGGCCCGGGGUAAGAAGCGCAACAUGACCGUCGCCACCUGCACUUCGGCCAACGGGAAGCCCCCAAGCACGAUCAAGUGGAACACAUUGUUGAAGGGGGAAGCCACCUUGCAGGAGACCCGCAACCCGAACGGCACGGUGACGGUGCGGAGCAGCUACGUGGUGGUCCCGAGCCGCGAGACGCACAAACAGAAGCUCACCUGCAUCGUGACGUACCGGGGCGAGAGGAUCACAGACAGCGUGGUGCUCAACGUGCAGUAUGAACCCGAGGUGAAGAUUGAAGGGUUUGAUGGAAACUGGUACCUGAACCGUAAGGACGUCCAGCUGACCUGCAGGGCAGACGCGAACCCCCCUGUGACGAUCUACCAGUGGAAACUUCUGAACGGCUCGCUACCCACCAACGUGGAGAUCAAAAACAACACCCUGUUCUUCAAGGGGCCCGUGACCUACGACCUGGCCGGAACCUACGUCUGUGUGGCGAUCAACGGCAUCGGGACGCGCACCGGAGUCGUGGACGUCAACAUCACCGACCUCCCUAUCAACCCGACACCCAGGGACACCGGCAUCACUCCGGAGCAGCACAAUGCAAAUGCCGUCAUCGGGGGCAUUGUGGGGGGAGUAAUCCUGUUGGCCGUGGCGGCCAUACUGCUCUUUGUGUUCCUGCGUCGCCGCCAUCGCACCUUCAAGGGGGACUACAGCACCAAGAAGCACGUCUUCGGAAACGGGUACAGCAAGGCGGGCGCCAUGCCAGCGCACCCCCCAAUCCCCAAGAACCUCCAGUACCCGGACGACUCGGACGACGAGAAGAAGCCCACCCAGAUCAGCAACACCGGGGGGUUUGAGGCGAGCGAACGGAAUUUCGACACCGAAUCCGAGGACCUGAAGAGACCGUACUUCACUGUGGAUGAGGGGGAGAGCCGAGAUUACGGGGAGCGGACUCUGGCCUUCCAGUACGACCCAGAACCUGAAAUUGCCGACGAUAUGAUCUCUCAAACCGACGGCUCUGUCAUUUCUAAGAAAGAGUGGUACGUGUAGAGGCAUGCAACCGCCAAGCAACCUGUCGCCCCUCACCUGCAUUCCACCUCACCCUUCACCCCCACCUCCCACCUCCCCUCCCUCACAUCCAUCAACCCGCAACUCCCACAGUGGCAUUUCCAACUCACCCCCCGCCCCUCUUCCCCGCAUCAGACUCCAUCCAACUAAUCACUGUUAGGAAAAUCAAGGGUCUAUUUAAAGUCCAAGAACACGACUUCGCAACACGACAGCAUUGGUGUCGUUUUCAUCAAGUUAAUGGGCAAAGAUUACAAACUAAGGUAUGUAAAUGGACUCAAUGUGGCUCCAAGGCCAGAAAGGUGGUUGGUCAAUACUGUUGUGUAUUUUAUUUUUCAUGUUAUAAAUGUAUUAAAUGUAUACAAAAAAAAAAGAACAGGUUGAGGUUUUGCUGAGCACAUUUGUGAAAGUCCUACACUGGAUGUAUGGUUUUUAUUUUUUGUUUUACUUUGGUUUGUUCUGUUUAUUUUUGUCAUUAGCGAUUGCAAAUUUGUCAUUUUUAUAUUCUCUUUUUGUAUGAUCUGCAGAGAAAUGAGAGUUAUUGUGUCUGACAUAUUUUACAGGUGGAGUUUAAAGUGUUUCAAAGUUUAUGGUCAAAUGUUUCAGGAAAAAAAGAAAAGAUACAAAAAAAUAAAAUAAAUAAAUAGCUGUACAGACGUGCAACAUUUAUGGCGACAGCGCAUUAUUGUCCUUCUCCAAAGACAUUGUUGAUGCUUUUCAAGCCCCAUCUCAGACUUUAUUUGCUGUUUUUAUUUUUAAUAACAGGAUGUCAGUCUACUGAGCCAUAUAGACACAUGGUGGUAACAUAAUAACAUUCAAUGAUUUUUUUAUUGCUAAAGUUUCCGUCAUGUUAAAUUAGUGUCCUUAUCAGUGAAUCAUGAAGUCGGUGGAGGGAAGGGCAGAAGCUGGCUGACAGACUUCAGCGUUUUACUUUUCACUUUAUUGCGAUUGUCUUGCAAAGGUAGUAAUGCCACUUGAACUUUUCUCACAUUUUGUCACAAGGUGAAGUGAUCUGUAAGAUGAGAUGCAAGAGCAAAUGAUAAACAAAAUCUAUUUAAUCACAGCAAAAGGUGAGGAUCUGAAUUUGUACUGCUGGGAGGAAUCAGUGUUUUAUCCACCGCUGAUUUCCCCACUUAUACAGAAUGGAGAGGUUUAAGGUUCACCUCAACUGUGAGAGACUGCACCUUACAUACAAAUCCAGAAAAUCACAUUGUUUUAUUUUUUUUAAUGUUUAAUUUGGCAUGAAAUAAGUAUUUGAGACAACCGUAAAAUAGUAUUUUAAUUAUUACGGUGACAGAGGUCGAACAGAGGAUACAUUCCCACAGCAGGCCAUGAUGUUCAAAUUAGUCUUUUUAUGUGUAUAAUCGUUCAUAUUACUAUUUAGUAGCAAUCAGACUUUACUGUCAACAUUUCCAGACCCCAAAUAGACUGAAUGUUGACUCCACGAAGCAUCGCACCGUAAUAAUGGAUGCUACAGUUCCUGGGUCAGUUUUGCUGCAAAAACUCCAAAUCUUUCCAAGUAUUUUUAGUCUUGUGUCCAAUUCAAAAAUGGGAGUUAGCAGCACCGUCAAAAGAUCACAACAAACAGGUAGCCAAUAAAGAGAAAGCUUAACUUAGCUCAAGCCUUUUGUUGAGCAUUGACUGCAACCUGUGCAGUUGGAGCCAGGAGUGGUGGGAUUGUCAGAAUGAUAACUUUCAGUCAUUGUUUACGUCCAGAUUUAUUGUGUCUGGUUUCUGCUGGUGCAGAAUUAUGUCUCAUAUCAGUGAUGUAGUUGUUGAAUAAAAUGCAACAUGAGCAUUCAGACUCCCAAGGCUUUGAGAACAAUAGGAUAUGUAUCGCAGUUCGUACCACACUGGAAGUGAUGUCAAUCGGACGUUUUUUGGAGAGUGAAAACAUCGAAAUUUGGCCGUUCAGGCUGGUGGAAAAAGUCAAAUAUAAGGGGGGGGAAAAAGCGGAUUUGGCUGAUUUAAAAAACUUUAUAGUGAAGAGGUUGGAGUCUGAUUGGCUUUGUGGACAAGCAAGGAGUGGAAGAUAGGAGAGCUUCUUAAAGACGAACUACCGGUUAAAUUCCUCCUAAUUGGUCGGUGAUCAAAUACGUAUGUCAUGCAAUAAAAUCCAAACUACUUAACAAUAAUACAAUGUGAUUGUGUGUAUUUUUUUGCAGAUUAUGUUAGUAAAACUUACAGAUGCCUUCAUUGUGAAAGUAUGCAUCAUAUUACAUCUCCUUCACCGUUAUGCCCUCGUUUGUGUUGAUUUAUCCCAUAACAUUGAAUUUUGUGGUUACAAUGAGACAAAAUGUGUAAAAGCUCAAAAGGUAUGGAUGCUUUUGUGAGUAAUUAUGUGGAAAAGACAUUCGCUGAGUCUUGGAUCUCUAACAGCGCUCGGAAAUGUCAUGAUUGUCGCUUGACUUGAACAGUUUGACCUGUGUGCAUGUGCUCAGAAAUCUCACCACUUCAAUGAGAUGUCUGGGUGUUUUUCUUUUCCUGUUUUUUUGCGUGUGUUGAGCUGUCGUAAUUAUGUUUGGUUCUGACCCCUUUUCCUCAAAAUGGUUGUCAGCGAAAAAGUGUCUGAGGAAUUUCUCAGUAAUGAUUCUGCCUCUCCAGUUGAGACUGUUUACCCAAGAACUGGCUAACAUCAACCUCAUUUUCCACCAGGAGUCAUCCAUGGACUCAAAGGACUCGGAUGAGAGGGGAAAUGUCAACUGAUGCUUUUAUUUACGCUAACAGAGAAAAUAUUUUAACAAGUAAAGGGAUCUGAAAAAAAUAACGCCGCAAAGCAAGAAAGCAGCGUAAGAACUUGACUGCUGCUUUAUUGAUGUUUCUUCCUUCCUUCCUUUCAAAAUGAAUUCCAGCUAUUUUUUGGGGGGGUGAUUUUGCAGUAAUGAAUUUUUUUUUUUAAUGUCAAGAUUUAUUUCUGCAUAUGGGGACGCACUGACUCUUUAUGCCACCGUUAUACAUACAGUAUAUAUCUGUAUCUGUUUUUAAAAAUGAUGUUAGCAAGUGCCAGUGGAUGCUAGUAUAGCAGAAAGACUUUCUCUUCUCCUCAGCUCUGAGCUCCAUUACGCGAUCAGCGAAAUAUAUUUGCUUCAAACGAGAAUGAAAACAAAAAAAAUCUCAAUGUGAAAAAUCAGAGAUAAGAGAGGCAUUGCAGUAAAUCUGUGGAUGUAAACAACAUAUCUGACUGGCUCUGAACACUACAAAUACUGUAUUAAGCCUUAUUUUAUGCAUGUUUUUCGUGUGUGGGAGUGGAAGUGCUUUUGUUGUUUUUUUUUUUCUUUUUCCCAGUCAAUUCCAGUGUGUUUUUGUCCUCAUUUGCAGCUUAGAAAGGCGACAAUAUCCUCCUUUUUUUAUUGUCGUCGGUAUUGGCAGAGCUAUGAUUUCAUCGGUACGCCGUACCCAACGACAAUAUUGCAGUUAAUACGAACAUACCUAUAUAAAUAUAUGUUAAAAUGAUAAAGAACACAAAAAAAAACACCCCUGUGAGAGGAUUUUCUUGCAGAUGUGAAUGUUUUUCAGUCCAUGCUUGUCUACUGUAUGCUUUUAGAUGAGCAUGUUAAUCAUGAGCCUCAGUCGGUAUUGUAUGAUAUACACAAACAAGCAUUGAACAGUGAAGUUUCUGUUGUUCUUAUUAGAAGUCAGUUUCAUCCUGUCCUCCUCCGAUCCAUUUUUCAAUGGCCUUAUUUCAAUUUUAAAGAGACAGUACACGACUCAAAAUAAACCGAGCCACAGUAGCCAGUUUCUUCUGUCACUGUGGACAAAAAAAAAAAGUUUGGUUUUCUCACACAGGCAGGGGAAAUGCUUUCUUGUUUACUCAGAAAUAGUUUGAACCGCAGCGUUAUAAGAAAACAAAGCACGUUUUAUGUUUUUGUUCUUUUUAUUCAGUGCCUAUCAAAAGAAGGAGGGGCGAGGUAGACACAGCAACCACUUCCUGUUUAUUUAAGCUCUUCGUUCCCCAAAGAGAUGAAUAAAAUGAAACAAUUAGACACAAUUCUUGUAAAGUAUUCAUGCCACUUUUAUUUUUUUUUUGUUUUUUUUAAAUAAGCUUUAGUGUUUUAUUGAGGUUUUAUUUCGUAGACAUAAAAGAAAAAAGAUGCAGAAAUGUGAAGUAGAAGAAAAAUGUUCAAAUCAACCUCUGAGGUUUGAUGUAUCUAAUUCUUGGUCAUAAAUCAAUUAUGACCACCUGAAAACAUUUUCAUGCAUUAGAUUUCUAAUUUGUGGAUACUUCACACUGAUGCGCUUCUCAGUGUUUCUGCAGGAUCUUUAAGGAUUUGUAAGCUAUAAAAAAAAUCUGCUGAAAUUUAGACCAUUAAAGUUCUUAAAAAUGUCCAGAUUUUUCCCACUAACUAGGUACUUUUUCAAUUUGUGCUCACCCCUUUCAUUUUCUUUAACUAUUUAAAUUUUACAUCCCUUUUUUUUCCUUACAUGAGGCAAUUAAAAUCAACAUAUUCUAGCAGCGUUAUCCUCACCUUCAUUGUGGGAAAGUGUGUAUUGACUCAAGGUUUGGCUUGACAGCUGCAAUAUUUAUAGCUGGCUAAACCACCAAUAAUAUAACAAAACCUUUUCUGACUGGGUGUAAAAGUCAAACACCAUUUCAUCUUAUUUAUGGCAUUAAGUAAAAUAUAACUUAUAAAUUUAGUUAUUUUUUUUACGCUGCACUUUGGUCUUAAAGUCAUGUGUUUUUUUAUGAUUUAACCAUUUUUGGUUCCAAAAAUUCUUAAACUAACAUUUCUGAAAUUAAAAAUAAAACAACCUCUGAUUAAGUUUAACAUUUAUCCCGCGAUAUUAUCUAACCAAAGCUUCAGAAAACGUCUGGAGUUUUUGUGUGCAACUGGUUACACUAGAUUUUCUUUUGGGGCUUCAGAAUAAAGGAAGUGAAAACAAUGCACACCUUUCCAAUUUGUUUUGGAUAAUGAAAAUGUUUGUUGGAAUUUUUCUUCUUCACAAGUCAGGUUUUUUUUUUUUGUCCAGAACUAAACAAAAAAAUCUCCAAAACAGAGACAGACUGCAAAUCUCCAUUUAACACAAAUGAUCAUUUACAUGCAGUGGAAUCCAGUUAGUCUUCAUCCCAGCACUUUAGUAGGACUGCAUACUUGAUCGCACACAAAAAAAAGUUAGUUAGACAAUUUCAUUUUCUAACUAACAGUUAACACAGCACUCAAUGUUGAAUUUCUGAAAUCCAGCAGAAAUCUAAAUCCUGCAGCCUCAGAUCAGAUUGUUGACGUUCUUCUAAGCUUUUUAAGCACAACAGCAGCGACUCUAAUCCAGUAAAAAGAAUCGUGACUUGCAUGUAUGAAGUAAUGAACAUCGCCCGCAUUGAAAGCACAAACGUACGGUUUCAUCUGACUUUUUUUCUGCUUCUGUUAUGAAACCACUGCCACAACUGCUUCUCAGACAACAAAAGAAAAAAGAAAUACUUUGGGGUCAAAAUGUACAUUGCUAAAUAUUAACAUUCAUAUCACUGAGGUGUUCUGACUUUCUAUUUUAUAAUAGUGACUGUAACUUCAUUCCAUCCUAAUCCUACUUUUUGUAUUCUGUAUGUUUAACAUUCCACUGUAAAUAUUGUACAUAAAGUUGAGAUUAUAGUCUGGGUUUAAUAGGGAGCCUGUUGUGUAAAAUAAACCUUAUUUGACUGCAAACAUGGAGACUCGGUGAUGGAUAGAUGAUGUUGAUGGAUAGCUUUUUCCCAAAGUCUCGACUAAAAACUGCUCCUCUAGUACCUUUUUAACAUGCCAAUAGUGACUUCACUGUCAUACAAAGGGGGUAAUGCAUACAGUCUGUCAAAAUGGUGUCACUGAAAGAAUCUCAAAAAGUACAAAAAAAAAAUAAAUCUGUUUGUAUGCAGCCAUGUGAAUGUAUAUUUCUGAGGGUGUUACAAAUAUAAGAAUAAAAAAUAUAUCUUGUUCAAUUGUGAUGACCCAGUAAAGUAACUUGUAUUUGUUUUGAGCAUUAAAUGAGUUCAAUAGUCAA
Messenger RNA from Poeciliopsis prolifica (blackstripe livebearer), 8713 nucleotides. RefSeq names its product nectin cell adhesion molecule 1b (gene nectin1b). NCBI's taxonomy places the organism in Eukaryota, Metazoa, Chordata, Actinopteri, Cyprinodontiformes, Poeciliidae. Gene Ontology annotation, cellular component: adherens junction. The record is from RefSeq and is a predicted model, not a curated record. The coding region runs from base 1235 to 2731 and encodes 498 amino acids. Gene Ontology annotation, biological process: homophilic cell-cell adhesion; heterophilic cell-cell adhesion; protein localization to cell junction. The transcript has 6 exons.